UCUGUGCUCUGAAAUCCAAGGAAGUCGACUUGGUUUUAGAUUACGACAGCGAGAAAAGGGAAGUUGGUUUGUUGAACAUGUUGAAAUUCAUGAAUUGCAUUAUUUUUGCUUCAAACCCACCAGCCACAGGAUCUAAAUGUCACUCUCGCUUCUUUGGUAAGACAAAAUUCAUGGUUUUAUUCUAAUGUCAUGUUGAAUGCUUGGUAGAAUCCCCAGCACUGCUGUGUGAAUCCAGGCGAUGAGUGUCAUGGCAGUCCAGUCUGUGAGAUCGGUGACAGCCGUCAUGUUGCUGAGGCUCUUCUUUCUCUCAGGUGCUGUGGCUGAUUGUGGGAAAGAUCCAGCUCUAUUCAUUGAUACACCAAAAGAGAUAAAAGCACUGAAUGGAUCGUGUCUGCAUAUCCCAUGUAACUUCAGUGCUAAACCACAGAAGGAUUUCAACAGCGCACGUAUAACCUUCGGAGUGUGGAUGAAAGAUACCGUUGACUUUGCAAACAAUCCAGAUGAUGUGGUUUUCAACAGUAGCAGGAAGGAUAAUAUCUAUCCAAUGACUCUAACUGGAGACCUGAGUCAGAACAACUGCACCACCUCAUUUUCCAGUUUAAUGACAUCAUACACAGGUCAAUACUUCUUCAGGGUUGAGAACAAGCCAUUUAUUGCAACAGCUUCUUGUAAUCCUCUUCAAAUCACAGUUACGGAUUCUGCUCCAAAGCCCAGGAUUGAGAUCCCAGCUGCUCUGAAGGAGAAAGAGUCUGUCUCCGUCAGCUGCUCAGCGUCCACUCCCUGUCCACACUCUCCUCCUAAACUCACCUGGAACCUCCAGCAAGACGCUCCCGCCAUGAUGGAGGAAAACACAGAUCGGACCUUCACAACAAAGAUCCAGAAGAUCAUGGCUCUGUCAGAGGAACACGAUGGAUUCACCAUCACCUGUUCUGCCUCAUAUCCUGUGAAUGAAGGAACAGAUAAGAAGACGGCAGAGGAGACAACGACUCUCAAGGUCUCCUACGCUCCCAAGGACACCUCGGCGUCCAUCAGUCCAUCAGGUCCGGUGUCGGCAGGUAGCUGGGUGAACCUGACCUGCUCCAGCAGAGCCAAUCCUCCCGUCAGCCGCUUCCUCUGGUUCAAGAACAGCCUCGAUGGACCCGUCACUGUGUUUCAAGGAGACUUUUACCGCUUCAAUGUCACCGAUGGAGGCGUUUAUUACUGUGUGGCCACCAAUCAGCUUGGUAAUCAAUCAUCAUCAGAGAUCCAUCUGACUAUCGAAGGAGUAGGUAACCCUCAACUAUUGGCUGCAGUUCUUGGAGGGAUCAUUGGGAUUAUUGUACUCAUCGGCUUUUUGUUUUGUUUUUGGCGUUUAAAGGCAACACAUCCAACUGCACAACAGAGCCAGAAUCCGAUUAUUGAAGAGACAAGAGAAGACGACAUCCAUUAUGGAGAGAUUAACUUCUCGAGGCGCGGACCUGAACCGGCCUCGGUGCAGAACAGCGGACAGCAGCAGGAGACGCUGUACGCUCAGGUCAACGUGUCCAAGACCGUGAAGAGCUCCACUGCUGACGCCACAGAGGAUCUCUACGCUCAAGUGAAGAGGAAAUGAGCAUCGUCUGCAGUCACGUUCGGGUUGGAUUUUUUAUAUAAAUUCAAGUUUUUACAAAUACAAGAAGUUCCAUCUAAACAAACUGCUAAAAGACAGCCGACACACCCUGCGGUUCACACAGCAGGGUGUGUCAUCUCAUCUACUAUCUAUUUGGUUUCUUACAUCACCCAUUUGUAUCUAAAAAUUAACAUGAGACAUUUUCUGCAUUUGAAGAAAUUUAUUUAUUGCAUAGUAAUAAAAACCAUACAAGACUUGUUAAAUGUCC
This is a messenger RNA of Pseudoliparis swirei, 1856 nucleotides long. Its product is annotated as sialic acid-binding Ig-like lectin 9. Lineage: Eukaryota; Metazoa; Chordata; Actinopteri; Perciformes; Liparidae. The transcript is spliced from 7 exons. The coding region runs from base 239 to 1591 and encodes 450 amino acids. The record is from RefSeq and is a predicted model, not a curated record.